This is a messenger RNA of Budorcas taxicolor (takin), 1324 nucleotides long. RefSeq names its product ORAI calcium release-activated calcium modulator 2 (gene ORAI2). Gene Ontology annotation, biological process: store-operated calcium entry. Gene Ontology annotation, cellular component: membrane. Gene Ontology annotation, molecular function: store-operated calcium channel activity. NCBI's taxonomy places the organism in Eukaryota, Metazoa, Chordata, Mammalia, Artiodactyla, Bovidae. The record is from RefSeq and is a predicted model, not a curated record. Bases 70 to 834 code for a protein of 254 amino acids. The transcript is spliced from 3 exons.
CGCCGCCGGCCGCGCGCCCGAGCCGGAGUCGGGCCGGGAGGGCAGAGCAAAGAUCGCCUGGCCCCCACCAUGAGCGCCGAGCUCAACGUGCCUGUGGACCCCUCUGCUCCCACCUGCUCGGAACCCGGCCACAAGGGCAUGGAUUACCGGGACUGGGUUCGCCGCAGCUACCUGGAACUGGUCACCUCCAACCACCACUCCGUGCAGGCGCUCUCCUGGAGGAAACUCUACCUGAGCAGGGCCAAGCUAAAGGCCUCCAGCCGGACGUCUGCCCUCCUCUCGGGCUUUGCCAUGGUGGCCAUGGUGGAGGUGCAGCUGGAGACGCAAUACCAGUACCCGCGGCCGCUGCUCAUUGCCUUCAGCGCCUGCACCACGGUGCUGGUGGCCGUGCACCUGUUCGCCCUGCUCAUUAGCACGUGCAUCCUGCCCAACGUGGAGGCCGUGAGCAACAUCCACAACCUCAACUCCAUCAGCGAGUCCCCGCACGAGCGCAUGCACCCCUACAUCGAGCUGGCCUGGGGCUUCUCCACCGUGCUGGGCAUCCUGCUCUUCCUGGCCGAGGUGGUGCUGCUCUGCUGGAUCAAGUUCCUGCCCGUGGACGCACGCCACCAGCCGGGCCCCCCGCCCGGCCCCGGCGGCCACACGGGCUGGCAGGCCGCCCUGGUGUCCACCAUCAUCAUGGUGCCCGUGGGCCUCAUCUUCGUGGUCUUCACCAUCCACUUCUACCGCUCGCUGGUGCGCCAUAAGACCGAGCGGCACAACCGCGAGAUCGAGGAGCUGCACAAGCUCAAGGUGCAGCUGGACGGGCACGAGCGCAGCCUGCAGGUGGUGUGAGCGCAUGCGCUCCCGGGCACGGCCGCCGCCGCGCCUGCGUCACUUGGCGUGGACCGGAACUCGCCUGCCUCCUGGACAGUUUCAGACACGCGGAUGGCCAACCAGCCCGGCGAGUCUCUGCCAGACGGUUCUAGACCAAAGUUCUACUUCUGUCUUAAUGCUGUUAAGACCUGGCUCGUUUUCCCUCAGAGGAUGGAACUCUUCAGUUAAAGGGGAGACUGAUGGCUAAGAGCUCAGGGUAGAGAAGGGCUGAGUCCUUGGCCUUGGGGACUUCCUGAGGCAAGGAGGCCGGGCUCUGGGUUGUAACGGGUGGUCACGGGUCUCCUCAGAGACAUGGACCGAGUGGCCAGCUCGGGGCGGGAGCCUGGCAGGGGCCUGGAGAGUCAAGGCAGCAUCCUGAGUUCAGGGAAGGGAAUUGCACCUUGACUCUGGAGCUGGGCUGGUGGCAGCCCGGGGGCAUGAGUGAUGCUACCACCCUGCUAUGAAUAGA